AUGGUGAACGAGUUGAGCGCAGAAUUCACUCGGUGGCAGCAUGAGCAUGCUUCGGGCCCUCCGGACCACACCGCUUCAUUAUUGCAGACCCAUUUCAUGGCCGAGAUUAUGGCUCAGCCGUAUCCGCUCGACCUGCACAUUCCUGGUAAUAAGGAGUACAAUGGACGAACAGACCCAGAUGUCCACAUCAAUACCUAUUAUGGGAACAUGCUGAUGAUGGGUGUAAGUGACGCUGUGAUGUGUCGAGCUUUCUACUCGACGUUAUCUGGACGAGCAACCGAGUGGUUUAGAACGUUGGACCCAGGAUCUAUCUCUUGUUUUGCCAACCUGGCGACUAAGUUCACUCGAAAGUUUGUAACCUCAAAAAUCAUUCAAAAGCCUUACAUGUACCUGGAGAAAGCUAAGCAAUUGGAAGGGGAAACUUUGAUCGACUUUUUGGUUAAAUGGAAAGCGGCCGUAGGUGAGGUCGAGCCCAUGGAUGACCUGACGGCGAUCCAUAUGUUACACAUUUCUUUGAGAGCUGGGUAUUUAUAUCAAGACUUCAUACUUCAUCCGCCGACGACGUAUGAAGAAGCCCUUCGCCGAGUGACUGACUAUGCCAAUGCUGUUAAGCGGUCUCAGGAAGUCGGGUCAUCUCGAAAGCCCCCCGGACGGUCGGAUAAUCGGUCGGCAGAACACCCCCGAUCCCGAACUCACCCGGAAGACUUCACGGCUUUGAACCGCUCGGCCGCGGAAGCCCUGCAAUACGUACAAUCAUGUAAUCUCAUUCGGUUACCACGUCCUGGACAGGAAGGGAAGGAUAAGUCAAAGCACUGCGCUUAUCACCGAUGCAGUGGGCACGAUACUGAAGAGUGUACAACUUUGAGACAGUUGUUAGAGGACUUACUUCAAGCCGGUAAGUUGGAUAAGUGUGUGGGAAAAAGAGAAGAGAACAAGAAAUCAAUUGGGAAAAGAGAUCAUCAGCGUUCCGAUCGAUAUGAGCGAUCGGACCAUGACCAGUGA
Ipomoea nil (Japanese morning glory) is the source of this 1002-nucleotide messenger RNA. RefSeq lists its product as uncharacterized. The transcript has a single exon. Bases 1 to 1002 code for a protein of 333 amino acids. The record is from RefSeq and is a predicted model, not a curated record. Lineage: Eukaryota; Viridiplantae; Streptophyta; Magnoliopsida; Solanales; Convolvulaceae.